AUGAGUCAAUUUCAACUCUUCCCACCACCUACACCAGAGGUCAAAAUCUCCAAGAAUCCCUUUCGAAAGGGAAACAAGAAGCCAUUAAAUACACAGCCCCAGAGUCCAAUUCCUCUGGAAGAUCUAGACAAUACCGCCAAAGCAGAGUCGGCGCUCUUCCAGAUCAUCGAAGACACCAACGGCGGCCAACGACCUUCUAAGUCCCGUGUGCCCAAGUCAAAAUCCCCAGCCUCCAUUCCAAGCUCGACUCAAGAUGUCAAGUCCUUGGAGACUCUGCGCAGUUUGAGUCGUCAGAAUGAUCGACCAGCGCGACCGUCGGACGACACUGGGUCCACGACCCUCGUGGGAAGCAGCAGCAGUGUGAGGUCGCACUCUUUCUCUCAAGAGCCUCUACAGGAAUCGAGCUCGCCUGUUAUUCCUAUGAGAUCAAUGUUUCCUCGUUAUAAUCCAGAUGUGCCGCUCAGCCAGCAGCAAUACUACCCUAAUUCCUCAAACGAGACUUCUCGAGCCAAACCUAGGGGGCUUACUCUUUCACCAGCACCGGAAAUUGAUGAUUCUCUGGGACCUAAGACUGUACCGGCAAGCAUCAUGAAUUUCCCAACUGGCGUUCUUGAUUCGGUGGAGAUGCAGUACUCUUCUGCAGCAGAGCUCAAAGGUCUGUGGGAGGCGGCUAACGGUCAACGACCACAAAAUCCCAUCGGGACUUACAAUUUAUGUAUGGCAAGGACUAAUACUGCUAAAUUUACAUUUGGUGACCCGGAAUCGCCGUUCUACACGUUGGAGACAUAUUCCACCAACGAACUGGCGAUUUCUAGGGCAGACCCUUCCAAGCCAAAUAACAAUGUGCCUAUCAUGAUGCUUAGUCUCGAAAACAGACGUCGCCGGGAGCCCCCUAACGAUGGACUGGUGACAUCUUUAUUUUCCCGACUGGCUGCCAUGCUGGCCAUUGAACAGGCUGAAGAAUUGUCGAGGCAACACCAGCUCUCCCCGGCAGAAGCCAUCGAAGUUGAGGGAAAUGCACUACAGCGAGCAGCUACCCAGGAGUCCUGUCGAUUGUCGUGGAACCACCAGCAACGAUUGUAUGAGCUGCAACACCAAUCAUCGAUGUCCAAGCAACCGCAGCAACGACAACCUCUGGUUGGAGCUGCCGGUGUUCCCUUGUCUCCCAUGCGAGCGAAAUCUACGGGGACACUUCACAUUGCAGUGUCGAUCCCAUGUAGUGAAAAGCGCCGUCAGCCGCCAACUAUCAUUGCUACGACUCCAAUCUCCUCUAAUGCGACGGAGGCGGCCAGUUUGGCUGCCACACCUCGAACAUCGACACUUCCCCUCACCGACUUGGAUGAACCUCUUGCGUCUUUGGACUUGGGAACCAUGACGCUUUCUAUUUCCGCAGCCGCCAUUGUAGCCACAAUCCCCUCAUUGUACGCGAUUGACUCGCUGGUCGCAGCAAUGCUCGCCGUUGCUGUCUCUGAUGAAGCCACAAAUCCAGUCUUAGCGGAUAUGGAGCUCUACAGCAACCAGGGACCUUCAGCGUCUACCAUCCCACGCUUCCAAGGGAAACUAGUCACAACCCUAGCGGAACGGGAAGACGACGCCCAGGCCGACGAGCUCGUAUCAAGGGUGAAAUCGAAGGAUGCGGAAACAUCCCCUGAAACCAAAAAGGGAUUAUUCCAAUGGUGCAGCCGGACCAAGUCCAAGAAGACCAAGAACAAAAAGAUAGUAAUUGAAGAGUUCGAUCUGGAAAAGUAUGGCCGGUACGGACACAGUUCCUCGCGGGAGGGGGAAAAACUACCUAGUGCUACGCGGGGCGUGUUACGGAUUCUCUUUUGGGGGUUGGAUCUUGUCGUGCGCGGUCUGACACUGAUCGUCAAGGUAAUCGCUUGGAUUCUGGUAUCGAUGACACGCUGCGUGACUAGUGAGAAGUUUUAA
Molecule: messenger RNA, 1929 nt
Organism: Aspergillus wentii DTO 134E9
Lineage: Eukaryota; Fungi; Ascomycota; Eurotiomycetes; Eurotiales; Aspergillaceae
Exons: 2
Coding region: 1-1929 (642 amino acids)
Source: RefSeq, a predicted model, not a curated record